AUUAUUAUUUAUGAGAUAAUUAAUUUAAUGAGUUAAUUAAAUUUUAAAAUUAAAAAUAAAUAAAUAUAAAAAUCUGUAUAUAAACUCAUCUGUAAUAUUUAUUUCCAUUUAUUUCUUUCAUGUCAGAAACGGUUCCUGCUGUCCAUUAACGGUUGAAAUGAAGCCCUGCCUGAUGCUGGAGGUUGUCCAGAUUUGCAUGUGAUAGCUCAGGCACGUCGGUCAGCAGAGAUGAAGUCGUUUCUGGUGGCGGUGUUUCUCCUGCUCUGCGGCACAGCUGUGGGUCAGAGAAGAGAAUAUAUCUACGCGAGUCAAAAAAUGAACUGGACUUCUGCUCAGAGCUACUGCAGGGAAAAAUACAUGGAUCUGGCAACCAUCACUUCAGACGAGGAGAACCAGAGGCUGGUGAACAUUUCGGUUGGAUUAAACCUUAUGAAUAUUUGGAUCGGGUUAAAUCGAACCAAAGCAGGUGUAAACAUCUGGCAGUGGUCUGACGGAGAACCGACGAAUUUCUUCAAGUGGCGCCUCGAUCAGCCGGAUAAUUGGAAAGGAACUGAGGACUGUGGCUCGUUCACUCCUGUGGGCUGGAAUGAUGCGAGCUGUGCAAUCGUGUGGCCUUUCUUUUGCUUCUGGAGAGUUAGCGUAGUGAAAGAAAACAAGACAUGGGGUGAAGCUCUGGACUAUUGCAAAACUCACUACACUGGCUUGGCCAGUCCCGUCUCUGCACUUCAACUCACCCUGGCUGAAAAUAUACAAACCCAAACAGCCAGCAUUUGGACCGGCCUUCACUUCAUGGAUGGACAGUGGCUCAGUGUGAGCAAGACCCCGCUGGACAGCCUGGUUUCUGUCAUGCCCUCAUGUCCGGCGCAACGCUACCGCUGUGGAGCUCGCAACACCAUCACACGCCUCUGGGAGAACCGACGCUGCGACGAGAAGCUCAACUUCCUCUGCUAUUGAUAUAUUUCUCUGGAAGUUUCCAGAACUCUCUGGACAGAUGACCUCCUCAGCUCUGUGUGUAGUUUGUGUUGAUUAUUAAUAUUUAAUUAUUUAGCUUAGAAAUGAAGCCUUCAUGCUUUUUUUCCCCCUUUAAAUGUGGAUUAAAUAAAAAUCUGCUGUAAGUGUAAUAUUUUUGCAAUGAUUAUAUCUGAUAUAUAUUAUAUCUAUUGACUUUUUGUUCAUUUGUUCAUAUUUAUAAGCAUGUACUUCAAUAUAUAUGGACAUUUUCUUCUUUAAUGUUAUAUAUUUUUUUUGCUUGCAUCUGUUUGACUUUGACGUUUGAAGGAGAAAUGAAGACUGUUCACUCGUUGCCUGGGGUUUAAAUGUAUUGUUAAAAGCUGUAAUCAUUUCCUUUAGUGCUUAAUCCUCAUUUACAUGUGUUUUAAAUAAAUCGUCAUGGAGCCAGAGGUCAUAGCGUCGACU
Molecule: messenger RNA, 1416 nt
Organism: Hemibagrus wyckioides
Lineage: Eukaryota; Metazoa; Chordata; Actinopteri; Siluriformes; Bagridae
Product: C-type lectin lectoxin-Enh7-like
Exons: 2
Coding region: 229-954 (241 amino acids)
Source: RefSeq, a predicted model, not a curated record